Molecule: messenger RNA, 399 nt
Organism: Blastomyces gilchristii SLH14081
Lineage: Eukaryota; Fungi; Ascomycota; Eurotiomycetes; Onygenales; Ajellomycetaceae
Exons: 1
Coding region: 1-399 (132 amino acids)
Source: RefSeq, a predicted model, not a curated record
AUGUGCGAUGUAGUAACGGAUGAACGAUUGCGAGGGACGUACCAGCAACAAGAGAAGGUAUCGAUAGAUUCGAUUUCGGGGGUAGUGAAGGAUGACAGUCAAUUCGCUUGGCGGCCUGCGUCGUUUAUCAUUCUAAAUGGUGAUACUUAUGCUGCUGUUAUCUUAUUCGCCCAGUUUAUUGUCCAGCGGCAGACAGACAGACAGUACACGCCAGUAUCCAGACUGCGUUGUUGGCGAGCAGCAGAGAUGGAGAGAUAUGUCCCAAAAAGGGAAUACGUCGGGAGGGGCAACGACACUCAGUGUCAACACGAUGGAUGCCCGCAACGACUCGCACGAAUAUUCAAGGUAGUAUACUACCAGACAGCAAACCUGGCCAGUUCAUUCAAGGCGAGGGAUUAA